AUGCGUUUCUCUCGCGCGGCGCACUUCUACAUUCAGGCAGCGGCCCUGCUGGCCCUUACGCGCCACGCGUCGGCACAGGACGACGGAUUCGACUGCCGCUUCUCCUACGGCGACCUCCAAUAUGAUCUUACACCGCUGGCGGGCGAGCACAGGAUCAUGCGGGAGAGAAAGAGCCCACCUACAACCAUGCGUGACGUGGUGAAGUUCAAUCUGUGUGCGGACCUCGACAUCGAAGACGGCACGGAUGCACGGGACCAGUGUCCAGCAGGGACACGGGCAUGUCUGAUUACAAUAAACGAAAAGGACGACGAGGACGACCGUACGGUGGCAGUCAUCCCUCUGGCCACGUCCAGCAGUGCUGCGGUGCACGUCCAGCGACGAGCUGUUGCUGAUGGCGAGUUCGCGCUAGCGCCGAAGGGCAUCAUACUGACCUUCCAGGGCCCUACGUACCCCGACUCGAGCGACGAUUCCUGGGCACAAACCUUCAAUCUGAGACUUACGUGCUCAACUGAAAGCUCCGGACUUACGUUCUCCGACUACGAUGGCUCAGACAUGUGGGCGGAAUGGAGUGCGCCCUCUGGCUGCGGCUUUGGCGCAGCCCCUCCCGAUUCAGGAUCGGACAAGCCUAAUGACGAUGCGGAGGAGGGGGAUGGUAGUAGCGGGAGCCAUAUGGGCUCGGGAUUGGGAUACUUCUUCCUCCUGCUGCUGCUCGCGUUCGUUGCUUACUUCGGCCUGGGCGCAUACUACAACUACUCUACAUAUGGCGCGACAGGCUUGGACUUGAUACCCCAUCGCGACUUCUGGAGGGAAGUCCCGUACAUGUUCAAGGACGUCGUUUCACAUCUAUGCUCCGCUGUUCGGCCGCGGCACACGAACCGUGGUGGCUAUAUCGCAGUAUGACAGCCGUAUGCUCUUUCUGGAGGACGUGCUUUGGUGGAGGUUCAUCGCUUUCUCAUGUCCCUACAUAUAUCCGGUAUGCUCAUUGUAAUUUGUGCUGUCGUUGAACUUCCCGCACGCUGCUCAUAGGUCCUUGGAACUAAUAUGGCUGUGGGAUUUCCUGGCUCGCUGUGACCUCGCUGUGUUCCGAUCUCUCGAGCGCCAC
Molecule: messenger RNA, 1102 nt
Organism: Fomitopsis serialis
Lineage: Eukaryota; Fungi; Basidiomycota; Agaricomycetes; Polyporales; Fomitopsidaceae
Product: autophagy-related protein 27
Exons: 5
Coding region: 1-900 (299 amino acids)
Source: RefSeq, a predicted model, not a curated record